AUGGGUUCUCUGAUUCUCCAUGGAAGAAGGUUUUCUGAGCUGCAGAAAUUGCGUAUUUUGAGAUUUGCAGUGAACCCAUUUCAAAAUGCAUCUGCUUUUUCCAAUUCCUUCUCUUCUAAGAGUGUUUCUUCUGAUGUGAGCUCUAGAGAUGGUCAAAAAGGUCGGAACUUUACGGUCUCUUACCUCGUUGGUUCACUGGGUUUAGCCACAAAACUCGCAGAAUCAAUCUCAAAGAAAGUCACUUUCGAGAACAAGGCAAAUCCAGAUUCUGUUCUGAGUCUUCUCAGAAGCCAUGGAUUCAAAGAUUCUCAGAUCUCCGACAUCAUUACGGAUUAUCCACUAUUGCUCAUAGCAGAUGCUGAGAAAUCUCUUGCUCCCAAGCUUCGGUUUUUGCAGUCCAGAGGAGCUUCAAACUCCGAGCUCACAGAGAUUGUUUCAACAGUUCCAAAAAUGUUGGGAAAGAAAGGUGAAAGAUCUAUCAGCUUAUACUAUGAUAUCGUCAAAGAGAUUAUAGAAGCUGAUAAGAGCUCAAAGCGUGCCUCAGAGGCUGUUAUUCCCCUUGCUCAUCUCCAGAUCGCAGCCUGUAAGUGGCAAAGAAAGGUUGUUGAGAUGGGUUUUGAUCCAACCACUUUCAAGUUUGUAGAUGCUCUGCGCAUGCUGCAACAAAUGAGCGACAAGACAAUACAAGAGAAAGUCCAAGUCUAUAAAGAGUUAGGCUUUGCUGUGGGAGAAACAUGGGAGAUCUUCAAGAAGUGUCCUACUUUUCUCAAAUACUCGGAGAGUAAUAUAUUGAGCUCCAUGGAAACGUUUCUAGGACUAGGAUUCAGCAGAGACGAGUUCGUGAUGAUUGUCAAGUACCUUCCUCAGUGUAUUGGAUACUCUUCAGAGACGGUGAAGGAGAAGACUGAGUUUGUGGUGAAGCAGAUGAAUUGGCCGUUAAAGGCUGUGGCUUCAUUCCCUGCGGUACUUGGAUACAGCAUGGAGAAGAGGAUUGUGCCAAGGUCUAACGUAAUCAAAGCUCUCAUGUCCAAAGAAUUGCUUGGAAAGAGAGGAAGUGAACUCCCUGCAAUGUCGACGGUGUUUGCGAUUACCGAUCAAGAUUUCUUAAACAAGUACGUUAGGGAUCAUGAUGAUGACAAGGAGCUUGUGGCUGAAUUGAUGGCUAUCUUCACCAGAGGUCGUGUCUCAUAG
This is a messenger RNA of Microthlaspi erraticum, 1191 nucleotides long. Lineage: Eukaryota; Viridiplantae; Streptophyta; Magnoliopsida; Brassicales; Brassicaceae. The record is from the annotation of a GenBank genome assembly.